CCAAUCAUAAUACGACAGCUGGGAUUCCAGAAGUAUAAUUUUUUUGACAGAAAAAUCCAACGUGGUAUAAAUAAAGUCGUCAAAAUUGUGUGAGGUUUACAUAUAUAUUGUAACGUCGACAAAAAAAAUAAUUAAAAAACAACUGUUGUUAUUUAUUCUUGUGCCAAAUACUUAAAUAUUUUAGCUCUUUAAAUUUACAUUUAAUAAUUCAACAUACUACAUCAUCAUGUGGCAAGUAAAAUUAAUGUCUCUUUUUUUAAUCUUGGGAUUUGGUUUGUCAGUAUCUGCACUGAAAGAAGGCGAAUGUGAAGUUUGCCAAGCAAUAGUUGAAAAAUUUUCAAAGACACUUAGCAGUGAUGUAAAAUCAGACUUUAAUAAAAUUGAAAGUGAAUUUAAAAAGUUUUGUAAAGAAACAAAAGCUAAUUCAAAGGAAAAUCGUUUUUGCUAUUAUUUGGGUGGAUCAAGUGAUUCAGCAACUGGUAUGCUUGGUGAAUUGAGCAAACCUCUAUCACGUCAUUAUCCAGUUGAAAAAAUUUGUGAAUUAUUAAAAAAGAAAGAUACACAAAUUUGUGAUCUUCGAUUUGAUAAACAAAUUGAUUUGGAAAAAGUUGUUUUAAAAACACUUAAAGUUCGUGAUUUAAAGAAAAUUUUAAGUGACUGGGAUGAAAAUUGUGAUGGUUGUAUUGAAAAAUCUGAUUUUAUCAAAAGAAUCGAAGAACUUAAACCAAAAUACUCAACUUCCAAAAAAAGUGAACUUUAAAAAACAAAAAAAUAAUAAUUAACAAUAACAAUUUAUACAUUAUUUUUUAUUCAAAGAAGAUAACAAAUUUUUAGUUUCUUUUUUCAUUUAUAUAUUUGUCAAAUCAUCUAGAUAUUUUUAAAUAAUUUAUAGUCGCCAAGUAUGAAAGGAAGUACGAAAGAAGUGAGUAAAUAAAUCAUGUAAAUCCAAAUUUGUUUCUUUUUUUUGUUUUUUUUUUUUUAAAUAAACAAAGAAAAAAAA
Messenger RNA from Aphidius gifuensis, 1000 nucleotides. RefSeq names its product mesencephalic astrocyte-derived neurotrophic factor homolog (gene Manf). The coding region runs from base 227 to 760 and encodes 177 amino acids. Gene Ontology annotation, molecular function: calcium ion binding. Lineage: Eukaryota; Metazoa; Arthropoda; Insecta; Hymenoptera; Braconidae. Gene Ontology annotation, cellular component: endoplasmic reticulum. The transcript is spliced from 5 exons. The record is from RefSeq and is a predicted model, not a curated record. Gene Ontology annotation, biological process: neuron projection development; dopaminergic neuron differentiation.